AUGCUGUCAGAAGGUUACCUUUAUGGAAUUGCCUACCUCUGUGAAGACCUGGACCCUGAGCUCUACAGCAGGAGUUCAGGUGAGGAAGUGGUGUGUGAAAUGAGGUCCAUUAAUUACUCUUCCAUGGAAGAAGCACAAGGAAAAAGCCUACUUCAGAGAUGCAGGUCUGCUGGCAAGUGCACUUCCUCAGCCUGCUCUCGAGGCAGCAAGCAGAGCAGAAGACAGAAGGAAAAUCCCCUACAGCCUACGCAGCACCCUGCAGGCUUGGGGCAGCCAUCCCUGGCCACGCAGGCCUGCGAUGGGCUGGCAAGAAAAGACACUUACUUGGUUCCAUCUUCCUGCAAGAGCAUUUGCAAGAACUACAAUGACUUGCACAUAGCCGGGGACUACGUGGUGCCGAUUAGCUCAGUCACGACGGAUUUCACCUGUGACAGCGGCAUAGGCCCCUUCUUGGAGUCCUCGGAGAUUCCUCCCCCCAUGGAGUCCAUGAGGGUGCCCCCCCCCAGUGACAGCAGCCGCAAGCCCGCCCAGGGCUACUCCUCGUGCUGGAGGUUGGCCAGCUUAGUGCCCCACCAGCAGCCCCUCUCGGACUCGGCCCUAAACGACUACCUGGAACAGAAGCUGGUGGAGCUCUAUAAGCAGUACAUCAUGGAUAGCACGGCAAACAGGGCAUCCCCUACUCAGAUCCUGGCCUCGGAGCUCAUCAUGACUAACGUGGAUCAAAUCAGCGUGCAGAUAUCACGGGAGAGGAACAUGGAGGCCACCAAGGCCAAAGACAUUGUCAUUAGCCGCUUCUUACGGAUUGCCAGUGAAAAAAUAUCCUCGGAAAUCAGCACACCCAGUCUGCACAUUUCCCAGUAUAGCCACACUAAUGCAUAGUAUUUGAAUGUCUUCCAUUAAAAGGAUUUUAUGUUCAACGACAUAAAUUUUUAAUUUUUUAAGACAUUUUUUCUGCUUCAUAAAAAUGUAUUUCCCAUC
Calypte anna (Anna's hummingbird) is the source of this 978-nucleotide messenger RNA. It is a transcript of the gene TASL, whose product is annotated as chromosome 1 CXorf21 homolog. Lineage: Eukaryota; Metazoa; Chordata; Aves; Apodiformes; Trochilidae. Bases 1 to 879 code for a protein of 292 amino acids. The transcript has a single exon. The record is from RefSeq and is a predicted model, not a curated record. Gene Ontology annotation, biological process: regulation of toll-like receptor signaling pathway.